UUGUUUUUAAUGGGGAAAAUCACUAAUAAACCAGUCAAUGUAAGGAAAGUGAGUGAAUGAAUUGGGUGAAAUGUACAUUCACUCAUUCUUCUGGGGGUAAGUAUCAUUAGUGAAUGUAUUUAAGUCCUUGAUUAGUGGUUUAGGAAACUUGAUUUCUGCAAUCUUUGAUAUUUGCUAAACUUAGUGAGAAUGGAGAUAAUCAGAGGUGGCAGACUCUCCAAUCCAAGAUAAUAGGUAAUCAAAAUCGAAUAUGUUCUUCUUUUCCCCUGCAUUCCCUGCCUAUGUGUUUAUAUUAUGAGUUGGGUCAUGAUUCUGAUGAUGAGAUUAGAGGUCUUUUUAUAUCAUAAAAUGACUGGUUCCUGGCUGUGAAUGCCCGGCACUGCAUUUUCAUCUUAUCCUUUGGUUAUUGCCAUGGCAUGAACAUUAUUUUUCUUAGCAUAGGGGCGAAACUAAAAAAAUAACAAAUGAUGGUUCAAGUGAUAAGGUAUGAGGUUGAUAAGUUGUGUUCUCGAGUUGAGGAGGAUUUCUUCCUGGCCAUCGAUAAGGGUGUAAACCCAAAUUGCCUGCUCCCAUGAGUUUCCUGGAUAUUCAUGGGAUUGAGAUAAUCUCGGGCAUAGAUCUUUAAAAUAUUGAAAAUUCAAACUUAGUUUUCAAGUAGCUAGAAGCCAGCAUUCUAAUGAACAAACUGAAAGUUCAGGCCGUGUUGAAAUAUUCAUUUGCCUGUGAGCUCUUGAACAUAUGUAAUUAUUUGACUUUGAGCUGUUCUUCCUAACACAAAAAUAAUAAAGAAAAUGUGUGAAACCAUUGGCAAUUUCCAGGCAAUUAUAGUAGGGAUUGUUGGCCAUUUCCUCAUGUCACUAUACUGUUUCAACACUCCCUUAGUUAUUUCCCCCAGCAUUUCUUGGAAUUACUGUAGGUCUUGGUGGUGGAUUUGGGUUGCUGUUAAUUCCUAUGUUAAUUCAUUAUUUUUCUCUGUUUUCACAUUCGAGUAGUUUGGUAGAUGCGUAUCUAUGGGUUACCUCCUGAUUCCUGAUCAUCUCUUUACACAGCUUUUUUAAUAAGUCUCGAAGUAGUCCUGUUGGCUGGCUAUACUGUCUGAAAGCUCAGUUUUUGGAGCUAGUUCAACAUUGUAAAUAAGUAGAUCAUUAGAUAGACUUUGGAAUGAGUCAUUUUCCCUUGUGUGAUAUAUUAUGCUGCUCGUAAACUGAAUCAUAAUCACAGGGUAGUGAUUGGAAAUAUGAGGAAGAUCAAGGAUGUGUCCUUGUUGAAGUCUGGAAUCAAAAGGAUUGGCUCAUUCUGCAGCAGAACCAGAGGUGACAUGCUGAAAGAGGAUCAAGAGGAGGCUCAAAUAUGUUUGUUUAAUGAUGAUGAUCAUGAUGACGACGAGGACGAUUCGUGUUUAUGGUUGUCUUCAUCAGCAUCUCCUUCGUCGUUCUUCGACGAGGGAUCAUCCUGCUGCUCAUCGUUCAUUCUUGAUGAAUCCACCAUCUCUUCUGACAUCAGCAGUUCAUCUUCGAGAGAGGUCGUCGUUGAUCUUGCUUCUUGGGUCUCGGAGUUGGAAGAGGAUGUGACUUUCUUGGCUGAUUUGGAUUUGGAGUACUGCUGCAUCCCAUCUAAUUUCCCAAGCCCAUCUUUCAGUACUUGUUGUUCAAGUAACAGAGAGGCAGAGGUACUGGAGGAAGUUUCAGAAUUGGAGCAACUUGAUGAUGAUGAUGAUGAUCAGCCGGCUUUGUUCUGGCCAUUCGAGGAAGGGAAGCUGGGUUGGAAUCCUGAUGAAGCAUGGAUUAGCUUCGCCAUGUCCCCUCGAAAGGACACCGACUCUACCAUGUCAAGUAAGCAACCUUCCAGAUGUCUAGAAUCAGAACAGAAGCGACAUGAUCAUCGUCAUCAUACUACGGCGAGGAUUAUUCCGAAAUUGAGACAAAUCAGCAGCCUGCUAUUGCCAAGACGAAUGGCCAGUCAUUCAGAUUCGAAGCCAGUAGCAGCUGCAACAAGAAGGGCAGCAGCAGCUAAUAAGGUCAUCUUGCCAUCAAGGUUUGUGAAGGCUUCAGAAUCAAGUUGCUCCAGUGAGAAGGGUUUGAUGAAAGUUGUGCCAUUGGAGUUCAUGAUGGCCAAGAACAGAAUGGCUCAUGGUGCAAUUGAUCAGGCAUGUUUGUUUGAGUCAAUAAUUGGUAGAGAUGAAGUUCCAAUUGAGAAGGUAAUGGGGCUUGAAGAGUUUGAUGGGCAUGAAGGCAUAGAUUCAUCACAGCUUGAUGAUGAUCUCAUUAAUGGAGAUGAUAAUCUUUUCUCGUUAGAGGAUUGAAGAACAAGUCUUUUUGGAGGCCAAAUGUCAUGUGUUUGUGCAUAUACGUUCUUUUUUUCUUUUGUUGUUGUAGUUUGUCUCUUGUUACUUUGAGAAAACAUGUGUGGGUGUUUACAUAUGUGUUUCUGUGCCUUCCAUUCUCAUAAAAAAAUUUGUUUUGU
Molecule: messenger RNA, 2463 nt
Organism: Linum trigynum
Lineage: Eukaryota; Viridiplantae; Streptophyta; Magnoliopsida; Malpighiales; Linaceae
Source: the annotation of a GenBank genome assembly